Periconia digitata is the source of this 599-nucleotide messenger RNA. NCBI's taxonomy places the organism in Eukaryota, Fungi, Ascomycota, Dothideomycetes, Pleosporales, Periconiaceae. The record is from the annotation of a GenBank genome assembly.
UCUCCGUUCAAACGGUUAAAUCGAUUGUACUCCUGUUCCUACCCACACAUCUCGACAAAACACAAUCACAAUGAAGCACCUCGCAGCUUACCUCCUUCUCGGCCUCGGUGGCAACACCUCCCCCUCCGCCAAGGACAUCAAGGCCGUUCUUGAGUCUGUCGGUGUCGACGCUGACGAUGAGCGUCUCGAGAAGCUCCUCUCCGAGCUCGAGGGCAAGGACAUCAGCGAGUUGAUCUCUGAGGGUUCUUCCAAGCUCGCCUCCGUUCCCUCUGGUGGUGCCGGUGCCGCUGCUGGCGGUGCUGCCCCCGCUGCCGGUGGUGCUGCUGAGGAGACCAAGGCUGAGGAGAAGGAAGAGGAGAAGGAGGAGUCCGAUGACGACAUGGGCUUCGGUCUUUUCGACUAAGCGCAUCGCCAAAUCCUGUCCGUCAAUGAAAAUGAUCACGCCAAUUCUGUCUUCAUGAGAUCCACGUGGAAUGGGAACGAGCAUUUGGGUAGUGUUGAGCGCGCUAUUAAAAGACUCAACGAGGCUGCUAGGUAUCUGCUUGCGCCCGCUAUCAUAUAGACCUUGAAUCAAAGUCAUGCACUCCCAAUUUCUGUCC